Penicillium bovifimosum is the source of this 1587-nucleotide messenger RNA. RefSeq names its product purine-cytosine permease family protein. Gene Ontology annotation, biological process: transmembrane transport. Gene Ontology annotation, molecular function: transmembrane transporter activity. NCBI's taxonomy places the organism in Eukaryota, Fungi, Ascomycota, Eurotiomycetes, Eurotiales, Aspergillaceae. Bases 1 to 1587 code for a protein of 528 amino acids. The record is from RefSeq and is a predicted model, not a curated record. The transcript has 5 exons. Gene Ontology annotation, cellular component: plasma membrane; fungal-type vacuole membrane.
AUGGCUUCACAAAAUGAAAUCACCGCCGUAGCGGUGCACUCCAAGGAGGAACCAACAACUUACGCGCCUGACACCUCCGGCCCGGCCAACAAGGAUGAGGGCAUCUAUGCAAGUGACACGCCUGCUCGUCACAACCCCGUUGGAUCACGGUUGGGAUCUGCUCUCCGAGCCUUCGAGCAGCAGCUUGUCGAAUAUAACCUCGAGGCGCGGGGAAUUGAGCGAGUCGCUUCGGAUGAGCGUAUGAAGCGCUUGACCUGGAUGUCGUAUCUGCAGGUGUUCUUGCUGUGGAUUUCGAUCAAUCUGGCGCCUAACAAUAUCACUCUUGGGAUGUUGGGGCCUGCGGUGUUCGGUCUCAACUUCAAGGACUCGGCUGUUUGUGCUGUUCUCGGCGCCUUGGUUGGCUCCGUGGCCGCAUCUUGGAUGGCUACUUGGGGUCCUGUUUCGGGUAUUCGGACUCUGGCUUUUGGAAGAUACUCGAUGGGCUGGUGGCCUAGUAAGAUCAUUGUCUUGUUGAACCUCGUCCAAAUGAUCGGAUAUGGCUUGAUUGAUUGCGUCGUUGGUGGACAAAUCUUGUCUGCUGUCUCUCCCUCGGGCAUGUCUGUGGCUGUUGGCAUUGUCAUUGUCGCGAUCAUCAGCUGGGCAGUAGCUACAUUCGGCAUCCAAGUCUUCCACUACUAUGAACGCUUCGCCUGGGUACCCCAAGUAAUCGUGGUCUGCAUCUUAUUCGGUGUCUCAUCCGUGAAAUUUGAUCUAUCAACCGCUUCAGAGGGCGAUGUCCGCACUGUAGCCGGCAACAGACUAUCCUUCUUCUCCAUCUGCCUCAGCGCCGGAGUCACCUACACCCCCCUAGCAGCCGACUUCUUCGUCUACUACCCAGAAAGCACAUCCCGAACCAAACUCUUCAGCCUAACCCUAGCCGGCCUCCUCUUCUCCUUUACCAUGGCCCUGGUAAGCGGCGUCGGCCUAGCCUCCGGCAUCACAAAGUACCCGGAGUACGCCGCCGCCUACGCCAAAGGCCAAGGCGCCCUAAUCGUCGAAGGCUUCGGCCCCCUCCACGGCUUCGGCAAAUUCUGCUCCGUCAUCUGCGCCCUCGGCCUGAUCGCAAACACCGUGCCCCCAACCUACUCCGCCGGCAUCGACUUCCAGAUCCUCGGCCGCUACGCCGAGGCCGUCCCCCGCGUCGUCUGGAACACCAUCGCCGCUAUCAUCUACACCGUCUGCGCGCUCGCCGGUCGCUCCCACCUCGCUGAUAUCUUUACUAACUUCCUCGCGCUCAUGGGCUACUGGGUCGUUAUCUGGAUGGCUAUUGUUCUCGAAGAGCGGUUUAUCUUCCAUCGCCGCACGGGGUAUAACUGGGCUAUUUGGAGGGAUCCUUCUAAAUUGCCUAUUGGUAUUGCUGCGUUCAUUGCUUUCGUUAUUGGGUGGGUUGGUGCUGUGCUGUGUAUGGCGCAGGUGUGGUAUAUUGGGCCGAUUGCGAAGUUGGUCGGAGAUUAUGGGGCUGAUAUGGGUGUUUAUGUUGGGUUCGGCUGGGGUGCGAUUGCUUACCCUCCUCUCAGAUACCUUGAGCUUCGCUUCAUCGGUCGUUAG